This is a messenger RNA of Juglans microcarpa x Juglans regia, 1741 nucleotides long. RefSeq lists its product as uncharacterized. Gene Ontology annotation, molecular function: starch binding. Gene Ontology annotation, cellular component: membrane. The coding region runs from base 138 to 1517 and encodes 459 amino acids. The record is from RefSeq and is a predicted model, not a curated record. The transcript is spliced from 5 exons. Lineage: Eukaryota; Viridiplantae; Streptophyta; Magnoliopsida; Fagales; Juglandaceae.
GAUGUCAGAUUAGCUCUCGAAGUACAGAAACAAACAAACGAAAGCACAAAAAUCCAAACUACUACUUCUCGAAGCAGCUUAGUCUAGCUUCGCUGGGUUGCUGUUGCUGCCACCGAGUUGCUGAAGACUUUUGAGCGAUGAGAACCCUACCGAGUUCAACCUCCAUGAUCAUCUUUGACAAGUUGGUUGUUCCACCCAAAGAGUGUCUUCUUCUUAGGCCCGACACUUGUUCCCUGCUGCGGUCGCAGAAAGUUGUCAAUUUUGGGUUAUUGCAUUUGAUAUCUGUGCGCCACAAGGCCGCACACCCGGUGGUCACUUCUCUCUCCUCGAAAACCCAGGCAGACUUGGAAACUGCAGAAACUCAGAGUCAAGAAACUUGUCAAUCAAAGACUGUUCAUGUAAGAUUUCAGUUACAGAAACGGUGUAUAUUUGGUGAGCAAUUUCUCGUAGUAGGGGAUGAUCCAAUGUUCGGCCUAUGGGACCCUGCAAGUGCGAUUCCAUUGAAUUGGUCAGAUGGUCAUAUGUGGACUGUUGAGCUGGAUAUACCUGCUGGAAAAGCAGUCAAGUUCAAGUUUGUACUAAAAGAAAUCACUGGGAAUAUCGUGUGGCAACCUGGUCCUGAUCGAAUUUUUCAGACAUGGGAAACUGAGAAUAUGAUCACUGUUUGUGAGGACUGGGACAAUGCUGAGUUUCAGAAGAUAAUAGAGGAAGAGCAAUUAGCUGACCCAAAUGAACACUCAAUGGUUGACUCGGAAAUGAUGAUUGCUUCUGAGAACUUCAGUCAUCCAAAAGAGGAAGUGGGAUCUCAUGUGAACCAGGGAUCUGCCAUUGCAUACAGUGAUACAGCUCCAGCUCAAAAACCAAUUAUAGAACCACACAAGGAAAAAAUCAUUGCCGAUAACAUUACUCUUCCACAAGAGAAGCCCAAAGCUAUUGUUGCAGAUAAUAUAAGCUACUCAAAUGAGAACCCCAAAGUGAGUGCUAGUAGCAAAAUGUUCGGUGCAAUAGUUAGUGACCCAAAAGAGGAAUCUACAGCUAUCCCAAACGAGGUUGCAAUAAUAGCAGAGGAGCUUCUUGGAAAUAAUGGCAGAGUUUUGACAGUCGAAAACCCGGGAAGCACACACAUUGAAGGAAACCUGAUUAAUCAUGGAGGCCCUGAUCUGGUUCCUGGUUUGACUCCAUUGUCAAAAGUGCCAAAUGAAGAAGCAAGCACAGAUGAAAGUGAGAAAACAAUUACAUUUGAUGCCUCUGUUGGGGCCGAUGAAGCUAAGGAUGAUAUUGUGCCAGAGUUAGUGGAGAAGCAAGAACCAUAUGCUGAAGCACCUCAACGAGCACCUUCCAAAAUUUUUGAUGAUGAGGAAGAAAAGCUCGAGACAGAAUUUGAACAAAAGCUUCAUUUACCAAAAAGAGAAGAGCAGUCUUACUCAGAGCAAAUCAACAAUGAUGUAUUGCAAAAUGACAUGCAAUGGGGUCGCAAAACACUGCAGAAGUUUCUAAUUAAUUUAGGAUUACUUUAGGAUCAACUUAAAAGAACUUCCUUCUGAAAGCAAUUCAAGCUUAUGACUGUGCUGCUUCAUAGUGACCCAAUAUUCAGGCUAGAAGAAUGAGGCAUUAUUGGUUGUUGAUGUUGUUGUUGUAUGUACAAAUGAGCUUUGUUUCCUCAGCAUGAUAUUGGUUGUAGACUAUUGUAAGAGUGUGCUCUGGUUUUGUAUUUCUUCUACGGUUAGGUUGGUUUUAUUCA